AUGUCCUCGGGCGACUCGAAGCGGAACACGACGCACCGGCAGCUCAAGGCCAGACACAUUCAGCUGAUUGGCAUUGGAGGCACCAUUGGCACUGUCCUUUAUGUCCAAAUCGGAAAAGGCCUGCUCAACGGCGGCCCCGGCAGCCUCUUCAUCGCCUUCAGCUUCUGGUGCACCGUCGUGCUGGCGGUGACGCUCUGCAUGGCCGAAAUGGUCACCUACCUGCCCGUCUCGUCCCCCUUUAUCCGCUUUGCAGGCCGCUACGUCGACGAGGCCUUUGGCUUUGCCACGGGCUGGAACUUCUUCGUCUUCGAGGCCGCGCUGGUGCCCUUUGAAGUGACGGCGUGCAACUUCAUCAUCCGCUACUGGACGGACGCGAUCCCCACGGCCGCCCUGAUUGCCAUUGUCAUUGUGCUGUACGCCCUCAUCAACGUGCUGGCCGUGAAGUGGUACGGCGAGACCGAGUUCUGGGCGGCCAUCGGCAAGGUGGUCCUCAUCGUCGGCCUCAUUGUGUUUACCGUCGUCGUCAUGCUCGGCGGGAACCCGCAUCACGACCGCUUCGGCUUCCGCUUCUGGAAGCAGCCGGGCUCCUUUGCGGAGCUGUACUACGAGGGCGACCUGGGCCGCUGGCUGGGCUUCCUGCAGUGCCUCAUCCAGGCGGCCUUUACCAUUGCCGGGCCCGACUACGUGUCGAUGGCGGCGGGCGAGGCGGAGAACCCGCGCGUGGUGAUGCCGCGGGCGUACAACGCCGUCUUCUACCGGCUGACGGCCUUCUUCAUCCUCGGCUCGCUGUGCGUCGGGAUCCUGGUGCCGUACGACGACCCGGAGCUCAAGGCGGCGUUUGCCGACUCCAAGCCGGGCGCGGCCGCGUCGCCGUACGUCGUGGCCAUGAACCGCCUGGGCAUCAGGGUGCUGCCGCACAUUGUCAACGCGGCGGUGCUGACGGCCGCCUUUUCCGCGGGCAACUCGUACGUCUACUGCGCCUCGCGGUCGCUCUACGGCCUGGCGCUCGAGGGCAAGGCGCCGCGGUUCCUGACGCGCUGCACAAAGGCCGGCGUGCCCGUCUUCUGCGUCGGCUUCGUGCUGCUCUUUGCGCUGCUGUCGUUUCUGCAGCUGUCGUCCAACUCGGCCGUCGUGCUCAACUGGUUCGUGUCGCUGGUGACGGCCUCGCAGCUCAUCAACUUUUGCGCCGUCUGCGUCUCGUACCUGUGCUUCCACAGGGCGCUCAAGGCGCAGGGCAUCAGUCGCGAUAGCUUGCCGUACAAGGCGUGGUUCAUGCCGUAUGCCGCGUGGUAUGCCCUCGUCUGGACGUUUGUCAUGGCGUUUGUGGGCGGGUAUACCGUGUUUUUGCCGUUGCCUGGGUAUUGGAACGUGGCCGAUUUCCUAUUCUCGUAUGCCAUGAUCUUUGUCUAUCCGGUACUGUACUUUGGAUACAAGAUUGUGCGCAAGACAAAGAUUCGAAAGCCCGAGGAGGUUGAUUUGUUAAAGGACGUUGCUGAGAUUGAAGAGUAUCAGAACAAUUACAUCCCCACUCCGCCACGGAAUGGAUUUGAAAAGAUUCUCAACAGUCUCUUUUCCUAG
Molecule: messenger RNA, 1578 nt
Organism: Trichoderma reesei QM6a
Lineage: Eukaryota; Fungi; Ascomycota; Sordariomycetes; Hypocreales; Hypocreaceae
Product: amino acid transporter
Exons: 4
Coding region: 1-1578 (525 amino acids)
Biological process (GO): amino acid transmembrane transport
Cellular component (GO): membrane
Molecular function (GO): amino acid transmembrane transporter activity
Source: RefSeq, a predicted model, not a curated record